This is a messenger RNA of Anas platyrhynchos (mallard), 6163 nucleotides long. RefSeq names its product estrogen-induced osteoclastogenesis regulator 1 (gene EEIG1). The record is from RefSeq and is a predicted model, not a curated record. Lineage: Eukaryota; Metazoa; Chordata; Aves; Anseriformes; Anatidae.
CUGGAGUUCCCGGGCUUUCCACGCUGAAUUUGCCCAUGGCUUUCCUGAUGAAGAAGAAGAAAUUCAAAUUUCAGACCAGUUUUACUCUGGAAGAGCUGACUGCUGUCCCCUUCGUCAAUGGGGUUCUGUUCUGUAAGAUCAGGCUGCUGGAUGGAGGAGACUUCGCGAGCUUGUCUACCAGAGAAGAAGUGCAGGAAAACUGUGUCCGCUGGAAAAAGAAAUUCACCUUCGUGUGCAAAAUGAGUGCCAACCCCGCCACGGGGCUCCUGGACCCCUGCAUCUGCCGCGUAUCUGUGCGCAAGGAGCUGAAGGGCGGAAAAACCUACUCCAAGCUGGGCUUCGCUGACCUAAAUCUGGCAGAAUUUGCGGGCUCUGGAUCCACUGUCCGUUGCUGCUUGCUGGAAGGAUACGACACCAAGAACACGCGGCAGGACAACUCCAUCCUAAAGGUCACCAUCGGGAUGUCCUUGCUCUCGGGGGACCCCUGCUUCAAAACGCCGCCUUCCACAGCAAAAUCCAUCACCAUCCCGGGGCAGGACUCCACCCUGCAGCUCACCUGCAAGGGCGAGGGAACCACAAGCAGCACCAGCACUUCAGCCCCAAUUGGCUCUCUGCGCCAGAGCAAGCCGCGAGCGACCAUCCUCAGCUCGGCAGGUGUCCCAGAAGAACCCGACCAGAAUCUGUCCAGCCCCGAGGAAGUCUUCCACUCGGGGCACUCGCGGAACUCCAGCUACGCCAGCCAGCAGUCCAAGAUCUCUGGUUACAGCACGGAGCACUCCCGUUCCUCCAGCAUGUCGGACCUGACCCACCGCCGCAAUACCUCCACCAGCAGCAGCGCGUCCGGAGGGCUCAGCAUGACGGUGGAGUGCCCCGAGGGAGAGCGCGACCACAAGCUAGAGAAGCCUCCCCGGCCCCCCAGACCAGCUCUUCUGCUGGACAGACCCUCUCGGAGGAAAAAGGAUUCGGUGGAGAGUCAUCCAACCCGAGUGGAUGACACGAGGAUCGAUGCGGACGAUAUAGUGGAGAAGAUAAUGCAGAGUCAGGACUUCACAGAUGUCAGCAAUACUGAAGAUAGCAACCUGAGGUUGUUUGUGAGCAGAGACGGAACGACGACACUGAGCGGUAUUCAGCUGGGAAACAGGGUCUCAUCUGGAGUUUACGAGCCAGUGGUGAUUGAAACCCACUAAAUGUGAAGAACAGGGUAGAGCUGCUGGAAACAGGCCCCCUACCCGGUCCGCUGCCACAUGGAUGCCAACCUUUACCUCUCUUCAUGCAGCAUUCCAGAAGGGAUUUUCUCCACGCCCCUCCCCGUACGUUUGCACUGCAGAACCACUCCGAGACCACUCCAGACCGUGCACUUUCCCUGUCGGCAGUACCCUCCUCGCUUCCCAGUUCUUCCAGUGCCUGCCCUCCCCUGUUCCCGAGCAGACACCAGGUGUCUGUUGGACGUAUCCUUAGUCCUAGAGGACGUUGUUCUUCUGCACCCCUCGUUCCACCCAUCCAUUCGCAACAGGGGGCGUCUCAGCUUUUGUCUCCCCAAAACGUUGGGUUAUACCACUGUGAACUCUUCAAACCACUGGGGGAGGGGGAAACCAUUGCAACCAAACCAAGAGCUGCUUGUUGGUGACACGGUGGAAGGGCCGCUUGCAGGGUGCUUCGUGCAUCGGCUCCGCACGGGAGCGUCACCUUCCAAGGCAACAGUUUUACUGACCGAGGGGUGCUGUGGUGUGCACUUCACCUGGCUGCCCUCACAUCCCCAGACAGCUUCUCAUAGGAAAUAUCUCCCGAAAGUGCAUUUCAGAAAAUUACUGCGGUCCAGAUGGGAGCUGAUUAAAUGGUUAAAUGCUUGUUAUACCACUAACUGCAUCGUGCCCUUCCACUGCUGGGCAUGGAAGGGCAGUGCUCACCUAUUAGCAUUACCAGGAGCACUUUACAGGUUCCAGAUUUUACCUGGAGGAGGCUUAGACUGGCUUUUCCAGGGUUGUGAUCCACAUUUGCUGGACUGAUUCAGCAAAUAGUUACUGUUGGAGCUUGGAAUUCAAAGCCUCUUUUUUUUUUUUUUGUUUUGGCUCGGGAAGGGAGCUGCCCUUCUUGGACUGUGAAAAGAUUCUCGUUAUCUGACGGCCUCCCCGGGCCGUGCAGUUACCCGCAGUGGUCUCUCUGGUGGUGGUGGUAACAAUUGCCUCUCUGGGCCUGGGCCAGUAUGGGAGCUGGUGUUGGGUGGCCUCUCUUGACCUGUCAGCAGGGAUCUGCGCCUGAGCUGGUUCCUUUAGGGGCUGGGGAGCAGUAGGGCAAGGUGAAGCCCCCGUCUGUGCCCUCAGAGGUAGGACGGAUGUUUCCUGCCACGUUAGCCACAGCAGCCGGUCCUACCUGCUCCGUGGUGAGCCAGCUCUGACAAGGCUUCAAACUCUUUUUCUGCUUGCUCCUUCAAUUGUUCCUCUUUGGGAUUUCUCUGCAGUUGCCUGACACUCGAGCUGCCUCCUUGGCAGAGACGGCAGGCCCUUCCAGCUCCCCCUGACAGAUCCUCCGGGCAGCUGCGUUGCAGACGGGGCUCUCUGCAGACUCAGCCCUUCCUGUACAGAGACUCUUGGCCUGUAAGCUAUUUCUGUGUAGUGCCCUUCCCUCUUUUUGCCGGUGUACUGUAGUAGCACUCAGCAGCCAUGCACUUUGAGCAAGGGCGCGCUCCUGGCCCUGCUGGGAGCGUGCCCUCCUCUGACACACGGUGUGCGUGCACACACACGGGCACACACCUGCCCCGCUCAGCAAGGAAAGACUUGUGACUGAUCACCUUGUUGUUCAAACUUAGCUAUUGUAAAGCCUUCUUAAAAAGAAAAAGAAAAAAAAAAAGGAUUAAUAGUGGUCUCUGCGGCCAGAAUGCAUGCGGAUGAGCUACUGGAAAAGGGAAUUUGGCAGAACGAGAGAUGAGGAAUGAAAGGGCCUUGAUUUUAAUUUUUCUUGUUUUUUUUUUUUUUGCCCUGCUAACUAAGGAUGGCUGCAUGGGGAGGGUGUUAGGCAGUGUGGCAAAGCUAUACAGCUGCUUGCUCUGUUUUGAUGGUUCCUGUCCUCAAGUCAAGAGGUUUCUUUCUGUGUUUGGACAGACCGCACUAGGACAGGGAUCUUUCUCACCCCUUUUGCUACAAAGGGAGUUAAAAUUUGGGUUACGGUUCAAAGGGUUACAGACACCACUUUGGUUUGGUUUAUUGUAGGGAAAAGGUAUUGAUCUUUUGAGUCUGUCUGAAACAAAAGCUCUUUCAUGCUUUUGGUGUUUUCAACUGUGAUCUCUCCUCCGCUCAGUCUGGGGAGGUUUGGCACUCGCUCGCAGGCUGGGGAGCUUCCUGCUCUGGGUGAGAGGUGCCCUGUGCCGGGGGUGCUCGCAGGACAGGGAGAGCUGCUGCUUGCUUUUUUUCACUCCCUGGGGUGCUGCCAGAAAGCCCGGCCUGGUCUGACCUUCUGUUCAGGUCAGUGCGAGGGCAGAAGCGCACCAGACAGCACCGGGUGUCCUUGCUGUGCCCUCGGGUGGCUGUAGCAGGGGCUGGGGGUCAGGCUGCUCCCCGGCACAGCACCUGCUGGAAAUGGGGUCCAGUGUUGCAACCAGGACUUGAAAGGGGCAGAAAUAAGCUAGGAAAGAGGCCAACCCAGCUCAGUUCUGCUGCUUUGCUUCUAUUCCCAUGAAAAACAAUGGUGGUUGCCGUCAGAGCAACUGGGAGCCAAGGGCUUUCUCCUGGGCUCCAGUUGGCACGAGUCUGUCGCUCCGAGGUGCUGGCAGCCAGGCGUUGUGAAUCUCCUCUUCCAGCAAAGCAAGGGCAGCAGCAGCUGAGCUUUCCAGCGAGCUGCUCUCACCUCCCCAGCCUGGCAGAGCUGUAACCUGCUCCGUCGCGUCGCUGUGGCCAUCUCUGGCUUCUCUUCCAGCUGCUCGGCACAUCACUGCUCGGGUUCUUGGUAACGGUGUCUCGUUGGGUGUCUGUCUCUUGUCUCUGCAUCAGUAUCGACUCCACAGAUCCCGGUCAUUUUAUUUUCUAGCUCUCCCACCCCUCAUUUUCAGUAAGAAGGCAGCCCUAGUCGUUCAGCCUAGUGCGGCACAGCCAGGGCUGGAGGGCCCUGUGGAGGGAGGGAGGCAGGAGCAGCCUGCUUCUAGCCCUAGACCUCGAUUUGAGUUCCCUGUUGGCAUCGCUGCCGUCUGUUCCCUGGUGGGCUUUGAACAUUGAAGAAGUGAAUCAGUUUCCAGACCCAAACCGCUGGCUAGUUUCUUUGUUUUUUUGUCUUGAAGUUUAUUGAUUUUUUUUUUUUUUUUUAUAAACCCAGCAGGCUGGUGUUUGUUUUUCUCUUUUUUUUUUUUUGACUGCGUUAUUGUUUCAUUGAUAUUUUAUUCCUGGGGGGGCUGAGGGGGGACGACUUUCUUCCCUACAUUGUUCCCUUUCUCAGGGGGAUUCAGAGGUGACUGAAGCGAGUAAAAGGACCUUAUUGGCAAGCCCCUGCAUCCCCUGGCUCUCGGGUGCUGGUGAGCAGGGCUGCGCACGCCCGGCUGGCCCUGGAGAGCAGAGCUGGCUCUCUGCUCCCUGCUCAGGGCCAGGCAAAAGCUGUGGGCCCUGCUCUCAGUCUCCGGACCCCUGCUUGGUGGAAGCCCGUUGCAAAAGGCAUGGGAAAUUUCAAUGUAAUUUUUUUUACUAACUUUUUUUUUUAAAAAAAAAACGGUAUAAGUGGAGUGAAUGCCCGGGAUGGUAGGCUUAGUUGUGACUUGCUGAAGGAGGUGGGUUUCAAUCGGAAAUCGUGGUGGAAAAAGGGGGGAGAAGGAUGUUGCCCCUCUGUCCCUAUUUUUUUGGUAUGGUUGGCACUUUAAAUGGGGGGCUUUGUGCUGUCCUCACCCUCGGCGUGAUGGGCAGUGGGUGGUGAUCUCUUCCCCCCCCCGUAUUGCCAAAUCCCUUUGCCCCCUGCAGAAAGCUAAGCCCUUUUGAGUGUUUGCUUCAGGUUUUUAGAGGGUUCUGAACUGGGCCGAGACCCGAAGAAACGUCUUUCAUUCGAAUCUUAAUAGGAGGGGGGUGACUUUUUUUUUUAAUUUAUUUUGUCGUUGCUGUUGUUUUUUUUCUUUUUAAACUGGUGGCUGUGCAGCUGGACUCUGCACGCGCUGUUGUGAACCUCUGGGAAAACCUCACUCCAGGUACGCUAGAGCACCUAGGUGAAAUGCCCCUCCUGGAGAGGGGCCCCGUCCUGUCCCCCCCCCCUCGCUGCCUUACCUGGGGGCUGCCGAGCCCCCCUCUGCCCCCCUGCCCUGCCCUGACCCCCCCAGCCUAGGCUCUAGCUGAACGAAUUGACGCUCUGGUGACUUAGCCCUGUGGACAAGGCAAGUCCCCAGGGGCGAGUUGCUGCAGACACUGCCUGGUAGCACGUGUUUGCGCUGAAAAGCCACUUCCUCGCUUGGGGGGGCUCCCAAAUGAGCUCCCCCCCUUCCCUCUCGAGCGCCGCGUCGUCCAUCAGCCCACCCGCGCCGUCCCGACCCCAUCCGUGGCUGUCCGGGAGGGAGGGAGCUGGAAACCUGGGAAAAAAGAGAAAGGAAUUGGGGUGAAGCUUGGAGCUAGAGGUGUGGCUGAGCCUCCGAACUGGCCUCGACUGUAAGGAAUAAUGGGAGAGCCCGUAUUUUUGUGGGGGGAGGGAGGGGAAGGGGAGAUUAUGUUUUAUUUUCGUGAAAGCCAAUUGAGCUCGGUGAUCUUCGGAUGAGGCGCGCACUUGAUUUAUAUCAGAUUCUAUAGAGAGAUCGCUGAUAUUUUUGGAAAGGGAAUGGGUCUAUGCAAACUUCCAAAAUUGCUUGAAAGAUAGUUUAACAUUUUUUUACUUUGAAAAUCUAAAGAUAAAUCUCUAACUUUUUUUCUUAAAGCAGAAGUGCGUUUAGAAAGAGAAGCUACUUCCACUGCUCUAUUUUGAUGAUGAUUCUUGGAAAGUUUGAGCUGGAGGGAAUGACUAUUUUUCACCAUUUUUAUCUCGCUCCUCUAGUUUUUUGUUUCUUUUUCUAACGGAAUGCUGUGCCGUCUUUGAUUCAACAGAUCGUGUUUGUAUUUUCUGUAUCUGGUUCCUAACGUAGAGAAAUAACAAAUAUAUGAGGAAAUCAAUAUAAUGUCAAAUGUUGUUAUGGUUUGGGGGAAAAAUAAAGGUUUUUGGUACUUCACAAUGA